AAGAAAUGGUGGCUAGGGUUUAGUAACAGUGACUGACUGACCCAAAAACCCUUCAUAGAGAUAAACUUCGAAUCUUCUUCUUCUUCUUCUUCUUUCUUUGGAAAUUGGAAUCGAAUCAGCUGAACAAUAACAACAACAACAUGGCCGAAGAAGAUUCAGAGCUAAAGCGCGCAACAAUGGUCGCCGACGAGACCAACAACAAGAAGAAGAAGCGCAAGAGAAAUAGACCCAACAAGAAUUCAGCGGAGGAGGAGGAGCCUCAAAACCCUCAAAAUGAAGAAGAAGAAGUUGAAAAGGUUGAGGAGGAGGAGAAUAAGAUGAAGAAGAAGAAGAAGAAGAAGAAUAAGAAAGAGAAGAAGAUGAAGAUUGAAGAGCAGAAGAAAGAGGAGGAAGAGGAAGAGGAAGAGGAAGAGGAAGAGAGAGAGAAUGGUGAGGAAUCGACGGAAGAGAAGAAGAAGAAGGUGAAGAAGAGUGGUGGUGGGAUUAUGAGCAGUGAGUCCUUUGAAUCUUUGGGUCUCUCUGAACCCACUUCCAAUGCUAUUAAGGAUAUUGGAUUUCAAUAUAUGACUCAGAUUCAAGCCAGAGCAAUUCCACCACUAUUGCUUGGCAAAGACAUUCUUGGAGCUGCAAGGACAGGUUCUGGGAAAACUCUUGCUUUUCUAAUACCAGCUGUUGAGUUGUUACAUCACAGCCAUUUUUCUUCACGUAAUGGAACUGGAGUCAUCGUUAUUUGCCCAACAAGGGAACUAGCAAUACAGACUCAUGCUGUCGCAAAAGACCUUCUCAAGUACCAUUCCCAGACUCUUGGUUUGGUUAUUGGUGGUUCAGCUAGAAGAUCGGAAGCAGAGCGUAUUGUCAAGGGAGUGAAUUUAUUAGUUGCAACCCCUGGUCGACUGCUUGAUCAUCUUCAAAAUACCAAGGGAUUCAUGUUUAAAACCUUGAAGUGCCUAAUAAUUGAUGAAGCUGACAGGAUACUAGAAUCAAACUUUGAGGACGAAAUGAGGCAGAUUAUUAAGCUCCUACCAAAGAAUAGGCAAACAGCUUUAUUUUCAGCUACCCAGACUAAAAAGGUUGAGGAUCUUGCACGCUUAUCAUUUCAGACAACUCCUAUCUAUAUUGAUGUGGAUGCUGGGAGAAAAAAGGUCACCAAUGAAGGGCUGCAGCAAGGCUAUUGUGUUGUGCCCAGCGCCAAGAGAUUUAUUCUUUUGUAUUCCUUCUUGAAAAGGAAUCUGUCAAAGAAAGUGAUGGUCUUCUUCUCUUCAUGCAAUUCGGUCAAAUUCCAUUCUGAACUACUGAGAUACAUUCAGGUGGACUGCCUUGAUAUCCAUGGAAAGCAAAAGCAGCAGAAAAGGACAUCAACCUUUUUUGACUUCUGCAAAGCAGAGAAGGGGAUCUUAUUAUGUACUGAUGUUGCUGCUCGUGGGCUUGAUUUUCCUGAUGUGGACUGGAUUGUGCAGUAUGAUCCUCCAGAUGAGCCCAAGGAUUACGUUCAUAGGGUUGGUCGAACAGCUCGUGGGGAAGGUGCAAUAGGAAAUGCUCUGAUUUUUCUGAUACCUGAAGAGUUGCAACUUCUUCGCCUUCUAAAGGCAGAAAAAGUCCAUGUUAAAGAGUACGAAUUUGAUCAAAAGAAGUUGGCUAAUGUGCAGUCUCACCUGGAGAAGUUGGUGGGCAGUAACUAUUACUUGAAUAAGUCAGCUAAAGAUGCAUACAGAUCCUACUUAUUAGCAUAUAACUCUCACUCUAUGAAAGACAUCUUUGAUGUUCACCGCCUUGAUCUGCAGGCUGUUGCAGCUUCUUUUUGCUUUUCAAACCCACCAAAAGUGAAUCUGAACAUAGAUAGUGGUGCUUCAAAGUUCAGAAGGAAAAUGCGAAAAGUUGAAGGAGCUAAACAUGGUUUUAGUGAGAGCAACCCUUAUGGAAGACAGGGAGGUGGAGAUGAUAAACGACAAUUUUCAAGGCAUUAAAUAGGCGGAGUCUGUAGAGUAUUGUGCCUCUGCAAUAGAGGGUUUUUCCUUUUUCUUUUUCAUCACCAUGUACUGGUGGUCACGAUAUCUUGUGUAUUGACUCUGAUGAUCUCUCGAGCAAAAUCUUGUAUGUGAUGCGCAUACAAGAAGCUUAACAAAAGUCAAACUCGGCAUAAAUGCUCAAAAAAUUUUGAUUUUAAUGUUAAUUUUAAUUAGUCCUAAUUGGUUUCCUCUC
This is a messenger RNA of Quercus lobata, 2199 nucleotides long. RefSeq names its product DEAD-box ATP-dependent RNA helicase 51-like. The record is from RefSeq and is a predicted model, not a curated record. The transcript is spliced from 11 exons. Gene Ontology annotation, molecular function: nucleic acid binding; RNA helicase activity; ATP binding. Lineage: Eukaryota; Viridiplantae; Streptophyta; Magnoliopsida; Fagales; Fagaceae. Bases 141 to 1964 code for a protein of 607 amino acids.